CGUCGUCCUGCGCUGCUCCGGCGCCUCUCCUGCCGGCCCCGCCCAGUUCGAGAUAAGGCUAUAUAAGAUAGCCAGUGAGCUAAUCCUCUCCCGCUCUCCUCUUCGCCUCUCCCUCUCCCUCCUCGGCGACGGCGACGCGCGGGGAUAGCACAACCGCCACGGAUGCUGUGGCAAGGUGACGCGCCUUCUCCUCCUCCUUCCUGCGGGCUUAGCAAUGGGUUCUGAAGGAAUCAAGAUUCUGAUAUAGUUGCUGGAUUCCUCAUUCCCUUGAUUCAAAAUGACGCCAGUGAUCCAUUGUUCUGUUGGCAAUAUUAGCCUAUUUCACCUUGGCAGUUUCAGGACCAGCCGAGAAAUCCAAAUAAGAAGAUUCCAUGGUUCAACAGGGUAUUCAAGAGUAGCAUCACCAUCACCCCGACGACUUCUGCAGCCACAAACAGCAUUUCACUUGAUCAGUGUUUACAAAAGAAGAAGCUGGUCCUCUUCCCAGAGGUCAAGAACCUUAUCCGCAGCAACUGUUGGGACUGAUGUCACAGUUGAGGACCAAAAUCCGUCUCCCGCAGGAGAAACCUCCAAUGAGAACUCUGAGGCUGCACCUGGCAGUGCUGAAGCCAGUGAGCAGGCUGAGGCUAGCACGGACCAAGCUUCUUCCGCUCCCAAAUUAGGACGCAACAUACGGAAGAGUGAGAUGCCUCCACUGACUGAUGAUGAUCUAGUUCCUGGUGCAUCUUUUACUGGGAAAGUUAGGUCUAUCAAGCCAUUUGGCGUUUUUGUUGACAUUGGAGCAUUCACGGAAGGCCUUGUUCAUAUCUCCCGAGUAAGUGAUGGGUUUGUAAAAGAUAUAUCUUCCCUCUUCACUGUUGGACAAGAGGUGACAGUCAGAUUAGUUGAAGCUAAUAAGGAAACGGGGCGCAUCUCUCUGACAAUGCGGGAAGGUGGUGAUUAUGUCAAGCCGGCAAAUGAAACACCUAAGGCUGCAAGCGGUGGGCGGAGUGCCACCACAAUUCCAACCAGAAGCUCACCAAGGCAAACAAAGGAAAGACGGGAAGCCAAGGCAAUAGGCGAGUCAAAAUAUGUACCAGGGCAAUCUCUGAAUGGCACUGUGAAAAAUACAACAAGAUCAGGGACAUUUGUUACACUGUCUGAUGGGAGUGAAGGAUUCCUUCCCAGAGAAGAGGAAGCAGUGGCUUUGUUUACCCUUAUUGGGCAAUCUGCAAUGGAAGUUGGUAAACAGAUAAGGGUUAAAGUAUUGAAUGUAGCACAAGGUCAGGUCACUUUGACGAUGAAAGAGGUGGAAGAUGACGAAGAUGAUUUGAAAAUGCUAAACAUGGAGCUUAAGAGGGAAUGGUCCCGAGGGACCAAUGCGUUUGAGUUAGCUUUCCGUAGGAAUAAGGAGAUCUCUGCAUUCUUGGAUCAGAGGGGAAAGACAAAAGUGCCGGAAGUACAAGCAGCUGCUGGAGCGGCAGUAGGCACCGUGCUUGAUGCUGAAGCGGGCAGUGAUGAAAGCCAGGACAAAGAGAGCGAAGCAAGCAAGGCUGAAUCACCUGAGACUGAUAGUCGAACUUCAGCGGACGUGAGUGAACUGAGCAAGAUCGAAUCAGUUGAGGCUGAUAGUUCAGUGUCUGCUACUGAAACUGAAGGCAAAGAGGAGGGUAGCUCUUCGAUAGAAGCUACCACCACCACUGUUGAGGAAGCUGCUCCAGCAGAUGAGGAAAGUGGUGAACAAUUGACCGCAUCUGUGUCAGAAGUAUCAACUGAUAUUCCUGCCCCUGUAUCUGAGGUCUCUCCUCAGGAGGAAAUUGAGGAUUCUACUUUUGUGGCAGACACUGCUGAUGACCAAACUGUAGAAUCUGAAAGUUCACCUUCAACUGUUAUUGAACUGCCCUCCAAUGGGACCCCAGAUAGCACUAGUGUGUCUUCAGUUUCAGAAACUGAGGAUAAACCUUCUGAGCCUGAAGAAUCUUCAGCAGUAGAAGAGGUUCCUGUAACUGCAAGUAGGGGGGAUGAAACCAAUGAUAGCGUGGAGAAAGAACCAGCUGCAGUUGCUGAGGCUGCAGCAGCCUCGGGUGAGAAAACUGGUGCAGAGGUUGCUGCUGCUGGAGUCGAACAAGCAAGCACCACUACAGCCACUAUUUCACCAGCCCUUGUCAAGCAAUUGCGCGAGGCAACUGGAGCAGGCAUGAUGGACUGCAAAAAGGCACUUGCAGAAUCAGGGGGUGACAUUGAGAAAGCGCAAGAAUUCCUUCGGAAGAAAGGGUUGGCGGCUGCUGACAAGAGGGCUGGCAGAGCGACUGCUGAGGGAAGAAUUGGUUCUUACAUACAUGACAGCAGAAUUGGGGUCCUUCUUGAAGUGAAUUGUGAGACUGACUUUGUAUCCCGAGGUGACAUCUUCAAAGAGUUAGUCGAUGAUCUAGCCAUGCAAAUUGCUGCUUGCCCUCAAGUACAGUACAUCUCUAUUGAUGACGUUCCUGAAGAGGUUGUGAAGAAGGAGACAGAGCUGGAGAUGCAGAGGGAGGACCUCUUGUCAAAGCCUGAGCAGAUCCGGUCUAAGAUCGUCGAAGGACGUGUAAAGAAGAGGCUUGGAGAGUUUGCACUGUUUGAACAACCAUUCAUCAAGAAUGACAAGGUCACAAUAAGUGAAUGGGUGAAGCAAACUAUAGCCACAAUUGGAGAGAACAUGAAGGUCAAUAGAUUUGUCCGGUACAACCUCGGUGAAGGAUUGGAGAAGAAAAGCCAGGAUUUUGCAGCUGAAGUUGCAGCACAGACAUCAGCAAAGCCGCCACCAUCUGUGCCUCCCAAGGAUGAUAAGCCUGCUGAAACGACAGAAACUGCUGAGAAGAAGCCAGCUGUGGCAGUUUCAGCAGCAUUGGUAAAGCAACUUCGAGAUGAAACCGGCGCUGGUAUGAUGGAUUGCAAGAAAGCGCUGGCUGAGACCGGUGCUGACCUUCAGAAGGCUCAGGAGUUCCUCAGGAAGAAGGGGCUCUCAUCUGCAGACAAGAAAUCUUCUCGCCUAACUGCUGAAGGUCUGAUUGGCUCCUACAUCCACGACAACCGUAUCGGAUGCAUGAUUGAGGUCAACUCCGAGACCGACUUCGUGGCUCGCAACGAGAAGUUCAAGGAGCUGGUGAACGACCUCGCAAUGCAAGUGGUGGCGUGUCCACAGGUCGACUAUGUCUCGGUGGAGGACAUUCCGGAGAGUGUUGUCAGCAAGGAGAAGGAAAUUGAGAUGCAGAGGGAGGACCUGCAGUCCAAACCUGAGAACAUUAGGGAGAAGAUUGUCGAAGGGCGGAUAGCGAAGAGGCUCGGGGUGAUGGCUCUCCUGGAGCAGCCCUUUAUCAAGGAUGACAGCAAGACAGUGAAGGAUCUCGUGAAGGAGAUGAUCGCCUCCCUUGGGGAGAACAUCAAGGUGCGGAGGUUUGUCCGGUACACCCUCGGCGAGAACUGAUCGGUAAGGCGGUGCUCGGUCACAGCCCUGACAUGAGAAGUUGGGCACAUUUUGAUUCAGGAAGGUGCAUAGCUGUUGUUAGUUUGUACUCAGAUCACGUGUUAUUAUUGUUCCUGGUUCUAAAGAACACACUUUUUUAGCACUCCUUUGUAGAUGACAAAGAGAUGUCAAUAUGUCCAUCAAAGCAUUAUGACAAAUUAAAUUUUGUA
Phragmites australis (common reed) is the source of this 3651-nucleotide messenger RNA. Its product is annotated as polyprotein of EF-Ts, chloroplastic-like. Gene Ontology annotation, cellular component: mitochondrial matrix. Lineage: Eukaryota; Viridiplantae; Streptophyta; Magnoliopsida; Poales; Poaceae. The transcript is spliced from 4 exons. Gene Ontology annotation, biological process: mitochondrial translational elongation. Gene Ontology annotation, molecular function: protein binding; translation elongation factor activity. The record is from RefSeq and is a predicted model, not a curated record. The coding region runs from base 278 to 3442 and encodes 1054 amino acids.